GCAUUGUGGGCAAUGUAGUCUAGAGGCCGCGACUGGUUCGUAGGUUUUGAGUGAGGCUGCGGGAAGGGAACGAGGGGAGAGCGGCGGUGAGACAGGGGAGACGAGGGACUUGAAGACUAGGAGGGAAGAAACAGCUAGGAGUAAGGAUGACUUCUCGGGCCACAGAUAGUGAAUCUGACCUGACAGAUAUUGAAGAGUAUGCUGAAAAUUCUGCACUUCCAAGACUGAAUAAUAAAAAAGCCAAAGGAAGAGUGAGUUAUGUGACAUCCACAGAAAAUGAAUCUGAUAAACAAAUCCUAACAUUUAGGCACAUUACAAAAGCUCAGGAGAAGACAAGAAAACGACAGCAGCCUGUAAAACUACCGCCUUUGCCAGUGCUAAAAGUCUACCAAGAUCAUAAGCAGCCAGAAUACAUACAUGAACAGAACCGACUUACGGUAAUGACUGCCGGACUCCUUAAACGCCCAGUAAGCAUAGCAGAAAAAAGUUUUGUCACAUCAUCUACUCAGAUUCUUGAGCAUCAAGAUGCUGUGAAAAAAAUGCAGAUUCAUCAGCCCUAUGUUGAGGUGUUCUCUCCCUCUCCUCCUAAACUGCCAUGUAGCGGUACUGAAAAAAGAGAUGUCUUCAGGACUAGGUCUUUAUCUUACCCUAAGUACACUUUCCACGACCGAGAAGAAGUUGUUAAAGCCAACAUUCGGGAUCCCUUGGAAAUCAUUAAAAUAAUACGUGAAAAUGAACAUCUUGGAUUUCUUUAUGUGAUCCCUGCAGUGCCAAGAUCAUCCAUUGAAUAUGAUACAUAUAAUCUAAAAGUUGUAAGUUAUGAGAACAUCAAUAAAAAUGACUACUAUACUAUUAGCCAAAGGGCAGUAACACACAUUUAUAAUGAAGACGCUGAAUUUAUAGAAAUUGAUCGAUGGGAACAGGAAUAUCUAUAUCACAGAGAACUCACUAAGAUUCCCAUAUUUUCACUGUUCCGGAAAUGGAAGGCUUUUAGUGUGUGGAGGAAGAAUGUCCGCUCCAAGAAAAUCACCGGAUGUCGAAAAUCUCUACAAAAAAACUUGUUCAUUGUUAAUCCUCAUUUGCAACCAGCUCUUCUUAAAAUAAAUGAAUUGUGUUAUUAUUUGAGUUUUAUGGGACUUUGUUAUAUUGAAAAGUGUCACACGUACACCCUGCAGGAAUUUAAGGCCGCACAAGUCAUAUGGCUAGCAGAGGUGACAGAACGCCUGGGAGAAUUUCGAAACGAGGCAAAAUAUGUAGUCAGGAAGGCUUGUCGAUUUGCUUUGCGUGCUGCAGGAUUUGUUCCUGAUGACUGUCCUUUUGGACCUUUUGAGGGUAUGAAGGGGAAAGAACCUCAAUAUAUCAGAGAUUAUCAUAAAAUGCAGAGCAGUAUAAGUUUCAUUAAUACGCCAUAUGAGUUGCCCACUUAUGGAGACUCUGAGAAAAUGACGUAUACAGAGCAGGCCAGCAAAAGGCAUCAUUGCAUGAGGCUGACGUGCUUUAUUCGUCUAAACGACUAUCUAAUUGAGAACAUAUUGCAUGUCUUAACCGUAAAUGCUGUUAAUUCGCUUUUGAACCAUCUCACUGACAAGCUAAAACGAACACCUUCAGCAGAUGUCAUUCAGAAAUGGAUUACUGAAGAGAAGCCUGAAGUCCCUGAUAAAAAGGGGACCCUUGUGAUGGAAAAGCAAGAAGAAGAUGAAUCUCUCAUCCCUAUGUUUCUCACAGAACUAAUGUUGACGGUCCAGUCACUUCUCUUUGAGCCUUCUCUGGAAGACUUUCUGGAUGGUAUUUUGGGUGCAGUUAAUCAUUGUCAAAACACUGUGUUAUCAGUUCCUAAUCUCGUGCCUGAUUCGUAUUUUGAUGCUUUCACCAGCCCUUAUAUUAACAACAAACUUGAAGAAAAAACCUGUGGAACUGGGCCAAGUUUAGCAGCAGUAUUCGAGGAUGAUAAGAAUUUUCACACAGUUAUUUCUCAAAUAAAGGAAACCAUUCAGGCAGCAUUUGAAUCGGCCCGCCUCUACGCAGCUACCUUUGAAAAGUUCCAGAUAUUCUUCAAGGAAAAUGAAAGUCUUGAUUUACAAGCUCUUAAACUUCAGGAACCUGAUAUUAACUUUUUUAGUGAACAACUGGAAAAAUACCACAAACAGCACAAGGACGCAGUAGCUCUCAGACCCACCAGAAAUGUAGGAUUGCUGCUCGUUGACACUAGGCUGCUAAGAGAAAAAUUAAUUCCAUCACCUUUGCGAUGCUUAGAGGUGCUAAAUUUUAUGCUUCCUCGUCAAAGCAAGAAAAAAGUGGAUGCCAUUAUCUUUGAGGCACAAGAUGCAGAGUAUAAACUUGAGUUUGUUCCAACUACUACCACAGAAUAUGUUCAUAGCCUAUUAUUUCUUGAUGAAAUUCAGGAACGGAUUGAAAGCCUUGAAGAUGAAGGAAAUAUAGUGACUCAAAUGUACAAGCUUAUUGAACAAUAUCAGGUGCCCACACCUCCUGAAGACUUUGCCGUUUUUGCAACUAUGAAGCCAUCCAUUGUUGCUGUUCGGAAUGCCAUUGAUAAAUCAGUGGGUGAUAGAGAAUCAACCAUUAAGCAAUUUUGUGUGCAUUUGGGUAGUGAUCUUGAAGAAUUAAACAACGAAGUGAAUGAAGUAAAGCUGCAAGCGCAGGAUCCGCAGAUUCUAGAUAUCUCUGCCGACCAAGACAAAAUAAGGCUCAUAUUGAAUAAUCUGCAAUCUGUUCUGGCUGAUCUUCAGAAACGUGCAUUUCAGUAUAAGUCCUAUCAGAAGAAAUUUAAGGUAGAAGUGUCCAAGUUUGAAGCUUUGGAAGAAGUCAGUGCUGAACUGAAGCUCAAACAAUUGCUCUGGGAUUCUUUCUCUGAAUGGGAUAAACUCCAACAAGAGUGGUUAAAGUCCAAAUUUGAUUGCCUGGAUCCAGAAGUCCUAAAUGGUCAAGUUUCUAAAUAUGCUAAAUUUGUGACUCAACUGGAAAAAGGCUUGCCACCCAACAGUGUAGUGCCCCAGCUCAAAUACAAGGUGGAAAAAAUGAAAGAGAAGCUUCCGGUUAUCAUUGACUUGAGAAACCCGACUUUGAAGGCAAGACAUUGGGCAGCUAUUGAACAAACAGUUGAUGCCACUCUAGUGGAUGCUGAAAUUCCAUUAACCUUGGAGAGGCUCUCCGAGUUGCAUGUUUUUGACUUUGGUCAAGAAAUCCAGGACAUAUCUGGACAGGCUUCUGGAGAAGCUGCCUUAGAAGCAAUUCUUAAAAAGGUGGAGGACUCUUGGAAAAGAAAUGAAUUUGUCAUUCUGCCUCACCGUGACUCCAAAGAUGUGUUUAUACUGGGCGGCACAGAUGACAUACAGGUCCUUCUUGAUGAAAGCAUCAUCAAUGUUGCAACCCUUGCCUCAUCACGUUACAUUGGUCCACUGAAAACUCGAGUGGAUAAAUGGCAAAAACAACUUGCUUUAUUUAAUCAAACACUGGAAGAGUGGCUGACCUGCCAAAAAAACUGGCUCUACCUAGAAAGUAUUUUCAGUGCUCCAGAUAUUCAGAGGCAAUUGCCUGCAGAGGCCAAGAUGUUCCUUCAGGUGGACAAGUCAUGGAAAGAAAUCAUGAGAAAGGUGAAUCGGCUGCCUAAUGCUCUUCGAGCCGCUACUCAGCCAGGACUUCUGGAAACUUUUCAAAACAAUAAUGCAUUACUUGACCAAAUUCAGAAGUGCCUAGAGGCAUACUUAGAAUCAAAAAGAGUUAUCUUUCCAAGGUUUUACUUCUUGUCGAAUGAUGAACUUCUGGAGAUUUUGGCCCAGACACGAAAUCCACAGGCUGUGCAGCCACACUUAAGGAAAUGCUUCGACUCCAUUUCAAAGCUUGAAUUUGCUCUCAUGCCUCCUGCUGAAGGAAAGAUUCCUGGUAUUGAUGGAGAACCAGAAAAGGGUUAUUCUCGCUCUAAGCAUACAGGUACUCUGUUGGCUCAGCAAUUUCGAGGAUAA
Messenger RNA from Piliocolobus tephrosceles (Ugandan red Colobus), 3980 nucleotides. RefSeq names its product dynein heavy chain 6, axonemal-like. Gene Ontology annotation, molecular function: dynein intermediate chain binding; dynein light intermediate chain binding. The transcript has 25 exons. Bases 147 to 3980 code for a protein of 1277 amino acids. Gene Ontology annotation, cellular component: dynein complex. NCBI's taxonomy places the organism in Eukaryota, Metazoa, Chordata, Mammalia, Primates, Cercopithecidae. The record is from RefSeq and is a predicted model, not a curated record. Gene Ontology annotation, biological process: microtubule-based movement.